Ambispora gerdemannii is the source of this 507-nucleotide messenger RNA. The record is from the annotation of a GenBank genome assembly. NCBI's taxonomy places the organism in Eukaryota, Fungi, Glomeromycota, Glomeromycetes, Archaeosporales, Ambisporaceae.
AUGGUUGUUGUUGCCUAUAAAAACAACAACAACAAUAGUGGCAAUAAUUCAGUGAUUGAUCAAGAAACUUGCAAAUCCCGAAAAAGAAAAAGAAGACAUCGGCGCGCCAAUAAAAAGAGGGAAUUAGAACAACAACCCGAAGUAAACAUUAAUAAGAGUAACGUCAGCAAGAAUAUAGGAAUCGAAAAUAUUACCGGACCAUUGCAUAGUGAUAUUUCUACUACAAAUAUAAACAUGAAAGAAUCAUCACAACAGCAGGAAUACUACUCUUCUGAUGAUAUUGAAAUCGAGUCGUCGCCAGCUUCAUCUUCUAAAAUAGCAAAGCGACAAAAGACUCCUGAUAAUUCACAACAACUCAAAGGCGUAGGGGGCGGAAUAACAACAAUUACAGCCAAUGUCAUCGAAGAAAAAGAAAUUGCUAUUAUUAAUUAUAAUGAAGACACAAUUCCCCAGAAUCUCAAAAAGCAUGUAUUACCAUCAACGGUACACGCUAUUUUCUUUAUAUGA